AUGCUUGGAAAGGGACAUUCGACGACAGAGAUUGGGGGCGUGGCAUUGACACUUUCGUGUUCGGAUAUGCAUCCUUUGCUGGCUGUGGGUUGCGCGGAUGGGGCUUGCAUCACAACGAACCUGCUGAGAGGCACCCGUCGAGAAGGAGCCGUGCCGUUGCUGAACCACAAACUGUUUCAGCUCGACUACAACCCUACAUCGAAGCAGUACCGAAUCUUGGACCAUUUUCUUCCUCGAGAAAGUGGAGUCGCGGAGGGAACAGUGUUCAAGGAAUCGAGUCAACCCAAGGCGGGGUCAGGCGAAGCUGCCAAAAAGGAUGUGAUCAAGGAGGGGUUUGAGAGUGGGCGGAUUGAGCCUUCUGGACUCUGGGCACCGAACAUUGCAGUAUCUACAGUGGCGUGGAAUUCGGUCAACGGCCUGGGGAACGCCUCCUUGCUGGCGAGCGGGACGACGAGCGGUUUGGUGCGGAUCGACGAACCCGAAGGCGCGUGGAUGCGGGGAACUCGACCGUAUGGUUCAAUGGCCGAAAUUCGAUUCGAAGGAGCCGAAUUUGCCAACGAAAGUGGAUCCGAGUCGGACUAG
Molecule: messenger RNA, 582 nt
Organism: Serendipita indica DSM 11827
Lineage: Eukaryota; Fungi; Basidiomycota; Agaricomycetes; Sebacinales; Serendipitaceae
Source: the annotation of a GenBank genome assembly